AUGACUUCAGACUUCCUGGAGAAUUUAAAGGAGGAGGUGACCUGCCCCAUCUGCCUGGGCCUCCUGACAGAACCCCUGAGCCUAGACUGUGGCCACAGCUUCUGCCAAGCCUGCAUCACUGCAAACCACAGGAAGUCCAUAAUAGACCAAGAAGAGGAGAGCAGCUGCCCUGUGUGCCGUAUCACUUACCAGCUCAGGAACUUGCGACCCAAUCGGCAUGUGGCCAAAAUAGUGGAGAGGCUCAGGGAGGUCAGGACAAACCCAGAGGGGAGGCAGAAGAUAGAUCAGUGUGCACGCCAUGGAGAGAAACUCCUACUCUUCUGUGAGGAAGAUGAGAAGAUCAUUUGCUGGCUUUGUGAGCGAUCUAAGGAGCACCGUGGUCACCACACAUGUCUCAUUGAGGAGGUAGCCCAGAAGUACCAGAAAGUGCUCCAGGAAGCUCUGGAGAAGCAGAUGAAGAAGCAACAGGAAGCUGAGAAGUUGAAAGCUAACAUCAGAGAAGAGAGAAAUUCCUGGAAGAUUCAAAUACAGUGUGACAGAGAAAACAUCAAGGCCCAGUUUGACAAACUGAGAGACAUCCUAGAGUCUGAGGAGAACGAUGAACUGCAAAAGCUGGAGAAAGAGGAGGAAGAUAUUCUGGAUAACCUGGCCAAGUCUGAAACUGUGCUGGUCCAGCACAGCCUAUUGGUGGGAGAGCUCAUCUCAGAUGUGAAGCAUCGGUUGCAGAGCCCAGCAAUAGAGAUGCUGCAGGAUGUGAAUGACAUCAUAAAAAGAAGUGAGACCUUGAUGUUGAAGACACCAAAAACUUUUCCCAAGGAGCAAAGGAGAGUGUUUCAAGCUCCUGAUCUGAGAGGAAUGCUCCAAGUGUUUAAAGAGUUGAAAGAUGUCCAACGCUACUGGGUUUAUGUGACACUGGCUCCAAGCAACAAUUCAUAUGUUGUCAUUUCUUCAGAUAAGAGACAAGUGGUACCUGUGUGCAAUCAGAGAUAUCUUGGUAUCUAUGUGAUUCCUGACCAUUAUUAUGGCAUCCUGGGCUUCCCAGUUAUUGCCUCAGGGAAACGUUACUGGGAGGUAGAUGUGACCCAAAAAACUGCUUGGAUCCUGGGUGUAUGUGUUGAAAAAGCCUGCCCACAAAAUAUUGUGAAGUGUUAUAACUUAACAGGAAAUUAUCAACCCCAAUAUGGCUACUGGGUUAUAGGAUUGAAUAAUACAGGUGAAUAUAAUGCUUUUCAAGAUUCGUUACCUUCUGCUCCUCAUCCUCCUUCUGCUCCUUCGAUCGUGACCCUCUCCCUGACUGUUGCACCUAAUCGUGUUGGAAUUUUCCUAGACUAUGAGGCUGGCACUGUCUCAUUUUUCAAUGUCACAAACCAUGGGUUUCUCAUCUAUAAGUUCUCUACACGUUUUGCUUGUCCUGUUCGUCCAUAUUUCAAUCCUAUGGCAUGUCAAGUCCCCAUGACUCUGUGCUGA
Molecule: messenger RNA, 1467 nt
Organism: Microcebus murinus (gray mouse lemur)
Lineage: Eukaryota; Metazoa; Chordata; Mammalia; Primates; Cheirogaleidae
Product: tripartite motif-containing protein 5-like
Molecular function (GO): zinc ion binding; protein binding
Source: RefSeq, marked provisional